Molecule: messenger RNA, 1917 nt
Organism: Onthophagus taurus
Lineage: Eukaryota; Metazoa; Arthropoda; Insecta; Coleoptera; Scarabaeidae
Source: RefSeq, a predicted model, not a curated record
GUCACAAUUCUCAAAUCGUUUCCUCUGCUCUUGCGCAGUCGUUCGGUUUCCAAGGCUUUUUAAACAUUCUUUUUUUUUCUAAUGCUAUAGCUUAUUUUACCCUAUUAGCUAUUACCUUAGUUUAGCUUUCCUUGUAUUGAUUGGAAGUUGUUCAGUUUUAGUUAGUUAUCGUCUAUCUUUUAUCACGUACCUGAAAUAGAUUGCAAAAUCCAGACAAAAAUAUUUAUUAUUAAAAAUUUGUUUAGAAACUUUUGGGAAAUUUAGAUUUCAUAAAACAUAAGUGCAUGUCUAAAUCUGAUUAUGAUUGUAUCAACUGCUGUUUUGAAUAAAAUUAUUUAUUUAUUUAACACACUUUAUGUUUAUGCAAUACAAUUGAAAUUCAUUCUUUUUAUUAAAUAUUUAUUUUCGCUUAUCUCUUAUUAAUUCAUAACUGCAAAAACCACUCUUUAAAGCAAAUUAAAAGCACCUGUUUAUAAACUGAUAAUAUGCGGGCAAUUUACUAUAAAUACUGGGAAAUUCGUUUUCCAUCACAUUCAACAAGUUUAAUUCAAUCGAAGAUAACUUUUUGUUAAAAAUGAAGUACUUUCUAAUUCUUUAUGGUAUGCUUCUAUUUGGAAGUUUCUUUGAGACCAUCAAUGCUGCUGACUGCUUAAUAGACCGUACAAAAAUAGAUAAAUUUUUUCCAUUGCUAUUAUUACCAACCUACCAAAGUUUUACGCAUCUUCUUGAUGCUACGUAUCUACCAGUACGUGGUAGCAAAAAUAUAGUAAUUGGUGAUGGAAAAAAUAUUGCUGUCGCUUGUCCGGGUGCGAAGGUUACUUUCGGAAAAACACAAACUAAUGUCGACCGCAAAUCAUGUACUUGCAAAAAUCAAAAAUUUCUAUGCGAUACUACUCUUUAUGUUCCUUCGGAUGUAAAGUGUUCAGACAUACCUAAAUCAGUGGUAAAUAGAAUAGCUAAUACCGAAAAUUUCCAAAUUGGAUUCAUAAUUGGUACUGCAUUUUUAACACUAAUCGAUGGAAGAUACGAUACAGCAAAGGAUAUAACACGUCAUACAAAUCAUUUAAUAUUAAAUAGCAUAAACGAUAUUAAAAUACCGGAUUCAAGACCAUCAUUUAUUGAACCAACAUUCCCGAAAUGCGGCGAUGUAUAUACACAGGAAAACCAAAAGAAAGCCAUAACAGGUCUUUUUACGGGAAGUCAAAAGAAGGUAGUGGAAGGCUACUUUGUAAAAGGACAAAAAUAUUUAGCGAAAGGUCAUUUAACACCAAAUGUCGACUACGGUUUUCUAUAUCAAAGAAAAGCAACGUUCUUUUAUCAUAACGCUGUACCACAAUGGCAACAGAUAAACAAUGGCCAUUGGAAAGCCCUAGAAGCUAAUGUUCGUGAUAUGGCCGCAAAGAGUAGUAACUUUUUAAAUAUCUACACAGGGGCAGUUGGAAUUUCAGAAUUUUUUCAAAAACAGUUAUUUUUAUGUAAUAAACAACUUCCAGUACCGAAAUUUGUAUAUAAAGUAGUUAUUCUUCCUAGCAAUGCUCCAAAAGCUAUUGCAUUUGUGAUGUCUAAUAAUCCGUAUGAUGAAACCGAAUCAUCCAGUUUUAAAUGUACAAACGUGUGUAAUUCUGUUCCUCAUUUCAUUAAUACAGAACACACAAAAUGUAACAAAUCCUAUGAAAAAGGAUGUUUAUAUUGUUGCCAAGUCGAUGACGUUUUAAGAAAAUCAAUUCCAUUUUUACCAGUUGGUAACAUGCCAUUACUUACUAAGAUAUAAAUAACAACCGCACUUAAUGAAAAUAUUAAUGUUUAUUCAAUAAAUUUUGUUGAAUAUAACGUUGAAGAAAAUCUUAAUCUAGAAAACAUUUCAUUCACAAGUUGUUCCAUUUAAAGCAGUUGAAUAAAUAGUAUAAUUAGCAGAAA